AUGUGGCUCCGGGAUUUAACUGUGCUGGUGAUAGCGGUGUUAGUUUGUAGAGGAGAGUCACAGUCUCUCACCAGAUUCCCUCCAGGAGCUUUCAUUGAACCGGAAGUUUUCCAACCAGAAGCCAAGUUCUGUCCAGGAAAUGGAAUGGCAACAUUCGUUGACAGUCCUCCCAUCGAUCGCCCGAGCUGUGUCCCCGCCCCCGGGCCCGUCCAGUGCUCUCUUCAGGUUAUGGUAUCGGGUAUAAGACCACAGGGAACUAUUUGUAGGAACAAAGGCUACCUCAGUGGGUGGACCAGAGUUCCGCCGGAGGGAGGACCAUUCUAUGCCAAAUGCUGCUCUUCAAUGAAAUACACUUAUUCAGAGGAUAGCUGUGUUACUCGCGUUAGAACACCUGAGUUUUCGGGAUCUGGCCUUCCCUCCUAUUACUUCCCUGUCGGCGGUAUAACACUAAGUGACAGAAUUGGGUUUUCUGUGAGGUACUGUGUGUUCGUUCGACGAUUUCCUUGAAGUCUGGACUCAAAUUUAUCUUAUCUGUAAUGCUCCUAGUACAUCUAAUAUAUAAGCUCCAGCUUUAUUCAGUCAAUUAUGAUCAUAAUUGUCCAUGCCUUAAUUUUACUUAAUGUAUACCUUUUUAAAGAGAAAGUUACAGAUUUUAGUACAUAAUAUGAAUCUUAAUUUAAGUUACGAUCAUUGAUGAACUUUAGUGUGCCGAUUUUACGGUUAUUGCAAUGUCAACUUCCUUCUUUUGGAAUAAAAUAAAUGCACGUUCAUUU
Messenger RNA from Magallana angulata, 773 nucleotides. RefSeq lists its product as uncharacterized. NCBI's taxonomy places the organism in Eukaryota, Metazoa, Mollusca, Bivalvia, Ostreida, Ostreidae. The record is from RefSeq and is a predicted model, not a curated record. The transcript has 5 exons. The coding region runs from base 1 to 507 and encodes 168 amino acids.